AUGGGAAACUUUAUCUCAAAUUCCACAAAUCUGCCAAAUGACAAUGCUGUGAAGUUAAUAGAGGAGACCAUCUCAAAUAACUGUGUAGUAAUUUUCUCUAAGACCCCCUGUCCAUAUUGCACAAUGGCAAAAGAAGCAUUUGAUGAUAUAAAUGUUAAUUAUAAGACAAUUGAAUUAGAUGAAAUAGAGAAUGGAAGCCAACUACAAUCAGCACUCCAUGAGAUGACUGGAGCCAGAACAGUACCAAGGGUUUUUGUCAAUGGAACCUGUAUAGGAGGUGGAACUGAAACCAGGAAACUGAAUCAAGAAGGAAAGUUACUUCAACUUGUACAACAAUGUAACCUCACUGCUACUCGGAGUUGA
Molecule: messenger RNA, 363 nt
Organism: Staurois parvus
Lineage: Eukaryota; Metazoa; Chordata; Amphibia; Anura; Ranidae
Source: the annotation of a GenBank genome assembly